GGAGGAGGAGAGUCCAGAGGUGCUGCUGGUGAAGGAGGAGGGCUGUGAGGAGGGUCUGGGGAACCCUGAGGGGACCAUGGUCAUGGAGGACAUCCAGACUACACCUCCUGAACCCACAGAGGAACCAGCUGAGCAGCACAAGACCACACAGAGUCUCACUGAGGUGAAGGACAUCUCACUGGAGGCAACAGGAGCUUUGUGAAGCCAGCGGGACACAAUACAUGGAGAGAUGACCAACCAAUCACUGUUGAUGAGGGGAAUGGAACCUCAACCCAGCACGUUAUUGUGAUGGAGUCUGCAGAUACAGAGGCUGCAGGUCCUGGGGUGAAGCCUGAAAGAAAGGAGGACCUACAGCAUAGCAUAAACAUCCAGACUGGAACGGCUGGAGCGCCCCCUAUAGCAACGGAGGACUCCACCACCACACCAGCGCAGCCCAGAGCCGGCUCAGAGUAUUUACCGGUAUUUCACCAGAUCCAGAGGACAGUUCAUUCCCGUGGAGAUGGUGGCGCACCAGUCACUGGCGUUGAUGAUCCAUCAUGUUCUUACAGUACAGAGGUGGACUCUGGCAACAUGCCCUUGGGUUUAGAGACACAGACUGAUCUGUCUAAAGGGGAAUGGAACCGGUACAGUAGUAGUAUAUACUCUGAAGGGUGCCUAGAUAAGAAAGGGGAGUGUCUGGUUGUAGAUGAGGUAAUUGUGAAAGUGGAGGGCGACGCUUCUCCCACAUGGAAUCCAGAUAGUCACCUAGGUGACGGACACUCACAGGGCAGAGAUUUCUUAGAUUACAGGGAAAGCUUAGAGACAAAUCCAAAUGUUGCGACCCACUCCCCUGUACACAUUCUCAGGGAUUGCGACCCAGUGUCCACGUCGAUGGGGCCUUAUGAUUCACACGCCCACGUCCUUUUCAAUCAGGUAUUGAACGCAAACGACAUGGCUAGAGCCCAGGCUCAGGGAGGGGGAGCCACAUCAGGCAAUAGUAAAGAGAAACGGUUUCUCUGCAUGUUCUGCAACAAAGGCUUCAGCUGCCCCCAGAAGGUGGAGAUCCACCAGAGGGUCCACACAGGGGAGAAACCUUUCAGCUGUACCCAAUGUCACAUGUGCUUCGCUGAGGCUGGCAGCCUGAAGAGGCACCAGAGGGUGCACACAGGGGAGAAAUCCUACAGCUGCCCCCAGUGUGAGAAGAGGUUCUCCCCCCAGCACCAUCUGAAGAGGCACUUGAAGGUCCACACGGAAUAGAAGCCGUUCGCCUGUAUGCACUGUCGGAAGAGGUUCUCAUAGAGGAGCUUCCUCAGGAUUCCACUCUAUAACAUAGAAAGUUACCAUUCCAUUCAAUGGCUUCUGAUGUUUAGAUCAAAUCCUGCCCUAAAGAUAGACUGAGCGAGAUGACGUAGAUCAAUUUCCACAACAUCAAAGAGCGUUGAAGGCCAAGACAUUUUGGUAUAUAUGCGCCUAAAAAGUCUUAACAUAAUUUAGCCCAGUACAGACACUAUGUUCACAAAUGCCUAUUUCAUUACUUCCAUUCAACUACUUUUUCUUCUUCAAUAAUCACUUUUAUUAUUAUUUUUAUUAUUUUUUACCACUUUUUCUCCCCAAUUUCGUGGUAUCCAAUUACAGUCUUGUCCCAUUGUUGCAACUCCCGUACGGACAUGGGAGAGUCGAAGGUCGAAAGCCCUCUGAAACACAACCCAGCCGAGCCACUUCUUGACACAAUGCCGCUUAACCCGGAAGCCAGCCACACCAAUGUGUCGGGAGGAAACACCGUACACCUGGCAACCGUGUCAGCGUGCAUUGCGCCCGGCCCGCCACAGGAGUUGCUAGAGCGCGAUGGGACAAGAACAUCCCUGCCGGCCAAACCCUCCCCUAACCUGGACGAUGCUGAGCCAAUUGUGUGCCGCCCCAUGGAUCUCCCGGUUGCGGCUGGCUGAGACAGAGCCUGGACUCGAACCAGGAUCUCUUGUGGCACAACACAACUAGCACUGUGAUUCAGUGCCUUGGACCACUGCGCCACUUUACUAAUAAACACUUUUAAUGAGAACAUUUAUGAAGUUCAUUAAGUUAAUGCAGAUUUGUAGUUGAGAUGUGUAUGUGUGGUUUUCAUAUGGUGUAUUUAAAACGUGUUUGUUUAAUAAACAGAAAAUAGGACUUUCAUUCUAAGACUUUCC
Salvelinus fontinalis (brook trout) is the source of this 2162-nucleotide messenger RNA. Its product is annotated as zinc finger protein 19-like. NCBI's taxonomy places the organism in Eukaryota, Metazoa, Chordata, Actinopteri, Salmoniformes, Salmonidae. The coding region runs from base 289 to 1236 and encodes 315 amino acids. The transcript is spliced from 3 exons. The record is from RefSeq and is a predicted model, not a curated record. Gene Ontology annotation, molecular function: RNA polymerase II cis-regulatory region sequence-specific DNA binding; DNA-binding transcription factor activity, RNA polymerase II-specific. Gene Ontology annotation, cellular component: nucleus. Gene Ontology annotation, biological process: regulation of transcription by RNA polymerase II.